Messenger RNA from Cyprinodon tularosa, 6075 nucleotides. Its product is annotated as protein kinase C alpha type. The transcript has 18 exons. NCBI's taxonomy places the organism in Eukaryota, Metazoa, Chordata, Actinopteri, Cyprinodontiformes, Cyprinodontidae. The coding region runs from base 1 to 2043 and encodes 680 amino acids. Gene Ontology annotation, biological process: protein phosphorylation. The record is from RefSeq and is a predicted model, not a curated record. Gene Ontology annotation, molecular function: ATP binding; diacylglycerol-dependent serine/threonine kinase activity; zinc ion binding.
AUGGCUGAGCAUCUUCUACAUUACAACGAUUCUGCGGGGGUUGGAAAUAGAUUCGCCCGAAAAGGAGCUUUGAGACAGAAGAAUGUGCACGAAGUGAAGAACCACAAGUUUACUGCAAGGUUCUUCAAGCAACCGACGUUCUGUAGUCACUGUACAGAUUUCAUAUGGGGAUUUGGGAAACAAGGAUUUCAAUGCCAAGUUUGUUGUUUCGUGGUCCACAAACGGUGCCAUGAGUUUGUCGGCUUCUCCUGUCCUGGUGCCGAUAAGGGUCCUGACACAGAUGACCCCAGAAGCAAGCACAAGUUCAAGAUCCACACAUACGGCAGCCCCACGUUCUGUGACCACUGUGGAUCGCUGCUGUAUGGGCUUAUUCACCAGGGGAUGAAAUGUGACACCUGUGACAUGAACGUGCACAAGCAGUGUGUAGUCAAUGUGCCCAGCCUGUGUGGGACGGAUCACACUGAGCGUCGCGGCCGCCUUUUCCUCAAGAUCGACGUCAGCGGGGAUAGGCUACAUGUCACAGUGGGUGAAGCCAGGAAUCUGAUUCCCAUGGAUCCAAAUGGUUUAUCAGACCCCUAUGUCAAACUCAAGCUCAUUCCAGACCCAAAGAACGAGACCAAACAGAAGACCAGGACCAUCCGUUCCUCGCUCAAUCCCUGCUGGAACGAGUCCUUCACCUUUAAGCUGAAAGCAUCAGAUAAAGAUCGACGUCUGUCAAUUGAAGUAUGGGACUGGGACAGAACCACCAGGAACGACUUCAUGGGCUCUAUGUCAUUUGGGGUUUCUGAGCUCAUCAAGGCUUCUCAUUGUGGAUGGUACAAGCUCCUAAACCAGGAGGAAGGAGAAUAUUACAAUGUUCCCAUUCCUGAGGUAGACGACGUCAAUCUGGAGCUUCGACAAAAGUUUGAGGCCUGCCAGUUAAAUAUCCACUAUCUCAAGAAAGCCAAGCUAGGCCAUGGUAAAAAGGUGAUCACACCAACAGACCACCGGCGGUUCAGUCUGCCCUCAGGUAACAUGGACAGGGUCCGGCUUAGUGACUUUAACUUUCUGGCCCUGCUGGGAAAAGGCAGCUUUGGAAAGGUAAUGUUGGCAGAGAUGAAGUCCACAGAGGAGCUCUAUGCCAUAAAGAUCCUGAAGAAAGAUGUGGUGAUCCAGGACGACGACGUGGAAUGUACAAUGGUGGAGAAGAGGGUCCUGGCACUGAGAGACAAGCCGCCCUUUCUCACACAGCUCCACUCCUGCUUUCAAACUGUGGACCGACUUUACUUUGUGAUGGAGUACAUUAACGGAGGAGAUCUUAUGUAUCAUAUCCAGCGUAUGGGCAAGUUUAAGGAGCCACAGGCAGUGUUUUAUGCAGCUGAAAUAGCAGAUGGUCUGUUUUUCUUGCAUCGGAAGGGAAUAAUCUACAGGGAUUUGAAGCUGGAUAAUGUGAUGCUGGAUUGUGAGGGCCACAUUAAAAUAGCAGACUUUGGCAUGUGCAAAGAGAACUUGUAUGAAGGAAUGUCCACACGUACCUUCUGCGGCACCCCUGACUACAUCGCACCUGAGAUAAUAGCUUACCAGCCUUAUGGAAAAUCAGUGGACUGGUGGGCUUAUGGAGUUCUCCUCUAUGAGAUGUUGGCCGGGCAGCCUCCGUUUGAUGGUGAGGACGAGGACGAGCUCUUCCAAUCUAUCAUGGAGCACAAUGUGUCCUACCCAAAGUCCAUGUCUAAAGAGGCAGUGUCCAUCUGCAAAGGGCUGAUGACCAAGCAUCCAUCAAAGCGCCUCGGCUGCAGCUUGGAAGGUGAGCGGGACAUCAGAGAGCAAGCUUUCUUCAGACGCAUCGACUGGGAACGCCUGGCUAACAGAGAGAUCCAGCCGCCUUUCAAACCCAAAGUGUGUGGAAAGGGAGCUGAGAACUUUGACAAGUUCUUCACGCGUACGCAGCCCAUGCUGACCCCUCCCGACCAGCUGGUCAUUGCCAACAUCGACCAGAGCGAGUUUGCUGGCUUCUCCUUCAUUAACCCUCAGUUCAUCCAUCCAUCUCUGCACAGCGUGGUAUGAGGAGGAAAUACCCAACGCCCUACUGUCAACAGACUCAAAUGAUCCUCUAGUUUCUGCGUCAGAACAUAAUGCAAUUUAAGGGAAGGUGGAGAAUGGCAUGGCACUGAAAUUUCCGACUCAUCCUGUUGUGCGUUAUUCAGCCCAACUCUGUAUUCCCAAACUCCAAGCUGUAGUUUUCUGCCGUCCUACAGCCUUUAAUUAUGUGAAUGAAUGUGUCUCAGUAUCAGUUACUAUCUCUUUUGGUGUUAAAGGUACAAUACAGUUGUCCUUCGCAUCCCUGCAAUGCAUAAAAGACUGGAGCAUUUUUCUUGUUCUGCCUAAAAGUUAUCUACAUGUUUGUUACAUUUCUACACUCAGAAAGAGUUAGUACACUGUAACAAUAGUGCCAAAGUAGAGAUGGAGAUAUGUUUCUAUUGCAGUUCUUGUUCCUCAUUUUCCACCUUUGGCCUUUCCUUAUCCUGUCGGUUUACUAAAACCCCUCAACAAGAGGCUGUUUGUAUCUGUUUUUUUUUGUAUGACGUAUUACUAGAGUAUAUCUGUCUCGAUCUGGACAGACUGAAUCAAACUGUAUUAUCGUUGCAAGCCGUCCUGCUCCUUUUUAGCGCAACAGAUCCUAGCUGCAGUGGAUGAGUGUUAUUCAGAAAAAAAUCGAGUCGGCAAGAUGCUAUUUUUUCAUAUGCACAAAGCAGAUCUCUGUCGCAUGCUUAUUUUUUGACUCUGUGUGAGCCGUAGAGUCUAGGAUGCAGCUCACGUCUUGUAUGACUGUAAAACUUAGUGUUCCGAUAAAAGAAAUUCGUGUUCAUCAGAUUAAAGGUUUCCUACUGCGAAAACUUUUUGUUUCGGUUUUUGUGUUUGACUUUUGCUUUAGACUCCGAUAUUGUUUUUUGUUUUGUGUGUAAAUAUGUUUUAAGAAGAGAAGUUACUUUCUGAUUUUAUACAACAAACUGAAUGUGAUUUUACUACCUUAGACGGUUUGAACAUUUCUAUGUUUAGAUUAGUCUUGGAAAGAGCUCUAUUUAAAGUUUGGCUGAUUCUUUGGUAGCUUUGGUAUCAGCAAACCUUGUCUUAUAUGUAUGUAUAGCAAGUAUUUAUCCUUUGUUUUCUACUACUCAGUGUCAUAUAGAGAAUAUGCAGCACUACCUGUUGGUGGAGCGAUUAUCCAAUGCCCCUCUUGCCUUGGUCCUGACAGGGUCGACUCCCUCUGUAGAAAAAAAACGAAUUCCAAACUGAGUCCUAAGCACCCUGUGUUUGAAAUGUGUUGUCUGUAUAUAUAUCGUUUGCAUGCAUGAGGCGAGGCCUGAUCCCAGCAUGAAAAAAGGCCCCUGCAUGAUAAAGAGAUGGUGGAGUUGUGCAGGAUGAAAAAAACAGCCAACAAUGUGUAUUUUCUUUCUGAUUUUUUUCUCUCCUCUUUCUCUGUCUUGUGAUCUAACCUGUUUGGCUAAAUAGCUCAGAUAUAAUCAAUAAGAUAUGAGAAUCCCUUAAGCUAUUUGUAUUCUCUGGUGCCAAAUACACAUUUAUGUCUUUUUUGCUACAGCGAGAUGUUAAUUAUCUUUCAAUAGAAAAUCUUUCAAAAAGCUAAUUUAUAGAUUCUUACAAAAUACUGAAAUUAAACAAAGCCUCCUGAUUUUGUUACAGUGACUUUAUUCAUGCCCGUUGAACAUUUUUUGUCAAAUUUAAAUGUCUUCUUUAGUAUUUUAUGUGACAGUGGAACACAAACUGGUCCAUAUUUGUAGAGCAGAGGGGAACUGAUGUAGUGACACAUCUUUUUGGGGUAUGUCAACACAGAAAAAAUGGUUAGGUAAUUUGUCAAGAGUUUAUAAGCAUUAUCUGUCAAAACUGCUGUUUUGGAUCAACUUUGAGUUGAAAAAGUGAUACUCUGUGUAUGAGUGGGAGCAAAUUUCCAGGCCAAACAUUAUAUAACUUAAAGCAUGAGUGAAAGUUUUAUCUUAUGUGCGACUUCUAAUUAAUCUAACUCUUAAUUGAGGACAUUUUAAUCUUAAAAACAGCAAAGGAUAAAUUUUUACUCUUAGAGAGGGACCAAAUGUUAUACAUAUUUUUUGUUCUUGUAGUAAAUAUUCCCUGUAACAGCUUUACCCACUCAGUCAGACUAGAUAAAACACAUUUGUGAACAUUAGCCCUCAUUAGUCUGUCAUACCAAGGACUUUGCAUUGAAUUUGUAGGAGGUAAAUUAGUAUAGAGGACAUCAGCAUUUUUUAAAGUAAACAUAUUUCUGAAGGUGCUAUUGAAAAAAAAUGGUUCAGUACUAAUUUUACCCAUCUUAACUCAUGACUUUGGCUAGACCAUACUAACACAUGUGUAUGUUCCUAUUCAAACUCAACUAUUGUAGAUCUGGGGAUAUGUAAAUUAGAAAUUCUCCUAUUGGUCAACUUUGCAGCGAUCUUAAAGGUAUAGUGGAGGAUGUUCUUUUUCCGGGUGGAUCAUCAAAAUAAGUGGUCCUCCUAAUUGUCAAUCAUUCUGGUGAUAUGUUUAUGUAAGGCCAUCAUACAUGCUCAUCCCCAUUUUCACUAGCCAGUGUUGAAUCUGACAAGUGGAAAAAUUACAAAUCUUUCUUUGGAAAGUAAGCUUGUAUGAGCAAUGCAAACAGCAACCUUUAAACAGAGUGUGCACGAGAAGAAAUGGGCUUGUGCACGCUCUCACACACAUUUAAUAGGGGUUCCCUCUCUGGAGAGGAUACAGGGUUGUGCAUGUGCUUUUUUUUAAACGGAGAGGGUGGGUAUUUUUAAAAAAAUUGCGAAAACCCUCCACUAUACCAUUAAUCUCAAGAUUAUGACUCUUAUAAAUGUUUGAUUGUGAGUGUGCACAAGGAGAAAUGGGCUUGUGCACCCUCUCUAAUAGACGUUCCCUCUCAGGAGUGGAGUGGAGAGGGUGGGUCUUUUCAAAAAUUAAUGAAAAUCCUCCUCUAUACCUUUAAGUGUUUUGCAGGUGCUAACAGCUUCAUUUCUAGUUUCUUUUUGUUUUAACUUUAUUUAUCUUCACAUUAACUUUGACGAACUUUCCAGUCUCUGCCAAAGAAACCCAUCCUCUCAUUAUGAUGCCGUCACCCCAGUAUUUAACUGUUUACUUUUAUCAGUGUUUGUCUUAUCUAAAUAUUGAUCCUUCAUGUCUGCUGACUGCCAUGUUGAGGUAAAUUUUUAAUCAGACUUCCAAAGGCUUUCUUUCAACAGUUUACUUCUUGUCACUCCUUUAUUGACUCCUUAUUAAAUCUACAGGUCCUCCAGUCCAAUGGAUGGUUGAUUAAAUAGUGUUGUCUAACCUCUAUAUAAACUUCUCCUUAACUGGGAUCCUCCGAGAGCUACUGUACUUUAUUUACACUAAGCUUAAGUCACACACUUUCUUAACUAAUUGGAUGAAUAUUUAAGGCAGUUAGUAACAAUGGAUUUUAUUAAGGGGUAUCAGAAUAAAAAGCAUUUGGAACUUUUUAGUUUUAUUUAGUGAAAAGAUUAAACAUGUUUGUAUUUUUACUUUUUUAAUUCACCAAUAUACACUUUGAAAUGUUGGUAUAUGUCAGUAGUAUUGAGCUACAGUCCCUGACUGUCUUAUUGCUUUCAGAUGUGCCCUGGCUCUAACACAUCUGAAGCAAAUAAAUGGGUCAAUAAUUGUUUUUGCUAGGUUGGAGCAAGGACCUAACUAACAGUUGUGGGAUUGCAUCCCUUUGUGGACUGGAAUCGAAAAAUCCUGACCUAUAGUAUGAAAACUAAUCCUAAUAAAUUGGAGUUUGAGGUUCAACGGGUAUGAAUACUGUUUCAAUGCACUGUUUAUACCUGGACCAAAAAUAUAUCUGUUAAACAAAUCUGAAUGUUUACAUCUCAUAUUGAGAAAGUAUGUUGGAUGGAAGAUUUAAAAAAUGUAAUUUUUGAAUAAUUUUUAUGAAGCUAAAGACACAGUUAUAGUUCCAGAGCAGUUUAUACGUUUUCCUCAAUGUUCUUGCUUUGUAAACUGAAUCUUCCUGUUCCUCUGUUUUUUGUGGUAUGGCGGAUACUGUGUACAAAUAAAGUAUGAAUUAUAUAUAAA